AUGGGUACAGACCGGACAGAGGGAUACCGACAGUCAGAUACAAACGAGUACGGGGGUACAGACAGAUACAAACGAGUACGGGUACAGACAGAUAUAAACGGGUACGGGCGUACAGACAGAUUCAAACGGAGCCUCGCUCGCAUCCCAUGUCACAUGUUCACAAACUUCCUCAACCAUGAUCCCGGGGAUGUACCAGAAUUACACCUCUUGCGGUGGUGGCUGCAAGAGACCCAGGACAAACGCACCUCCCGAUAG
Molecule: messenger RNA, 255 nt
Organism: Knipowitschia caucasica
Lineage: Eukaryota; Metazoa; Chordata; Actinopteri; Gobiiformes; Gobiidae
Source: the annotation of a GenBank genome assembly